CGGCACCCCGUCUCUUCCCAUGACCAACGCGGCUUCAGGCGGAAGCAGCAGGAGUCCCGGUCAGCUACAGCGGCUCAACAUCUUCCGUCAGGGGGCCCUUCGACGGAACCUGGACCUGCUCUUUCUCGACACGGGUCCCCUCACGGCCAAGAAGAUCGAAGAUGCCAUGAUCAAGUCCAACAUGAUAGCCCACGUGAGCCAGUUCGUGGCGGGCCUGAAGAGCCGCAGCGAGGACGUGCGGCUCAAGACGGCCAAGGAGCUGCACCACUACGUGACCACGGAGCUGCGGGAGAUGAGCACGGAGGACGUAUCGUCCUUCAUGGAGGAGUUCCACCACCACAUCUUCAAGAUGGUCUCGAGCGCCGACCCCAACGAGAAGAAGGGCGGCAUCCUGGCCAUCGUGAACCUCCUCGAGGUGGACUCCGGCAACACAGGUGCCCGCAUCAGCCGCUUCGCCAAUUACCUGCGUAACAUUCUGCCAUCGAACGACACGACUGUCACCGAGCUGGCUGCGUACGCUAUCGGGCGCCUCACCACCGUCGGCAGCACGUUCACCGCCGAAUACGCCGACUUCGUCAAGGACCGCGCCAUCGAAUGGCUCAACGAGGAGCGCCACGAAGCCAAGCGCCACGCCGCCGUGCUAAUCCUCCAGGAGCUGGCCAUGUCCACGCCGACCGUCUUCUUCCAGAACGUGCCGCCCGUCUUCGACUGCAUCUUCAACGCAGUGCGCGACCCCAAGCCCAUGAUCCGGGAGGGCGCCGUGCUGGCGCUCCGGGCCGCCCUGGUGGUCACGGCCCAGCGAGAGACCAAGGACACGCAGAACCCGCCCUGGUACCUGAAGUGCUACGAAGAGGCCGAGGCUGGCUUCGAGGAGGCCGCGGUCGCCCAGAAGGGGGUCGGUCGUGAGGACCGCAUCCACGGCUCGCUGCUCGUCAUCAACGAGCUGCUGCGGUGCAGCAACGUGGAGGGCGAGAAGGUCCGCCAGGAGCUGGAGGAGGUGACCUCUCAGCAGGCACGGCACGAGGCCCACCGUCUGCAGGGGGGCGCAGGGCCGGGUAGCUCGCUCACCCGCUCGCUCAGGUCGCUGCAGCAGAUGCAGCAGCAGCGGCCCCGGGGAGGCACCCGGACCGCCCUGCUGCGCUACCAUCGGGCACAGGGGCUUUUCAUGGCAGGCCACACCCAGAGGCACCAGCGCCACCGGCUGCGUCUGCACCACAGCCACCAUCUGGUCCCUACCCAUGAGAGCAACACGUGCAAGCGUCUGCUCGAGGAGAAGUUUGAUCAGAUCUGCGAGAGAGUUCUGAAGCAGUGGUCGCUGCGCAACCCGCACAUCCAGCAGGUGCUGCAUACUGUGAUUCCUAGACUCGCUGCUUUCCAGACCAAGAGAUUUGUGAAAAGGCACUUGCCGGAGACGAUGGACUACCUGCUGGCCUGCCUGCGGAGGGAGCGUGAGCGCAGCCAGGCCUUCCUUUCCAUCGGCCUGCUGGCAGUGGCUGUGGGGGAGCCCAUGAUCCCCUACCUGCCCAGGGUGAUGGAGGUCAUCCGGGCCUCCCUGCCCAGCAACAGCACCCCCUCUAAGAAGAAGGGCCCCGUGCUUGACCCGGCAGUGUUCACGUGCAUCAGCCUCCUGGUCAGAGCCCACAAAGAGCUGAUCACAAACGACGUCAAGGACUUGGUGGACCCUAUGCUCAACACCGGCUUCAGCCCGGCCCUGACGGCCGCCCUGCAGGAGGUGUCGGUGCGCAUCCCGUCGCUCAAGCGUGACAUCCAGGACGGCCUGCUGAAGAUGCUCUCAUGCAUCCUGAUGCAGCGGCCGCUCAAGCACCCAGGCAUCCCCAAGCACAUGCAGGUUGCCCAGCAGACGCCAGAGACAACUGAUGUCGCAACAAUAUCACUGGCCCUGAAGACCUUGGGGAGUUUCGAUUUCCAAGGCCGGACGCUGACCAACUUCGUGAGGCACUGCGCCGACACGUACCUUACGAGCGAGCACAAGGAGAUCCGGCUGGAGGCCGUGCGAACCUGCUGCUGCCUGCUAUCCCCCGCACUGCAGAACAUGAAGGCAUCCGGGAAGUACAGCCCAUCCCUCAUGGACAACGUCCAGAAGGUUUUGGGAAAGCUCCUCCUCGCCGGAGUAACUGACACCGACUCGGACGUGCGGUACUGCGUCCUGGCCUCCCUGGACGAGAAGUUUGACGGGCACCUGGCACAGGCGGAGAACCUCAGUGCCCUCUUCAUCUCGCUCAACGACGAGGUGUUCGAGAUCCGCGAGCUGACGCUGUGCAUCAUCGGGCGACUCAGCAGCCUCAACCCGGCCUACAUCAUGCCACCGCUCAGGAAAGUUCUAAUUCAGAAUCUGACGGAACUGGAGCACUCUGGAGUGGUUCGGAACAAGGAGCAGGCGGCAAAGAUGCUCGGCCACCUCCUCUCCAACGCCCCGGGCCUCAUACGGCCCUACAUGGAGCCCAUCUUGUCUGUGCUCAUUCCAAAGCUGAAGGCUCCGGACCCGAACCCCGGAGUUGUCAUCUGUGUGCUGGCUGCAGUUGGAGAACAAGCACAGGUGAGUGGCACAGAGAUGCGGAAGUGGAUGAACGAGCUGCUGCCCAUCAUCCUGGAUAUGCUCCAGGAUUCCUCGUCACUGCCAAAAAGAGAGAUCAGCCUCUGGACGCUGGGACAGCUCGUGGAGAGCACGGGCUACGUGGUUGAGCCGUACCACAAGUACCCCUCACUGCUGGACGUGCUGCUCAACUUCCUCAAAACCGAGCAGUCGAGCAGCAUUCGGAGAGAGGCCAUUCGGGUCCUUGGACUCCUGGGAGCCCUGGACCCAUUUAAGCACAAGCUGAACUUGGGAAUGAUCGACAGCUUCAGUGAUUCCGGAGCUGUCGUCAGCAUCAGCGUGGUUCCGCCGGAAAGCCAGGAGCUGGGUGCGAGCGAGAUGCUGGUGAGCAUGGGCGGCUCGCUGGAGGAGUUCUACCCGGCCAUGGUGGUGUCGACGCUGAUGCGCAUCAUGCGGGACCCGACCCUGGGCCAGCACCACACCAACGUGGUGCAGGCGGUGGUCUUCAUCUUCAAGAGCCUGGGCCUGCGCUGCGUGCCCUACGUGUCCCAGGUGCUGCCCUCCCUGCUCAACGUCGUGCGCACCGUCGACAACAGCUUCAGGGAGUUUCUCUUCCAGCAGCUGGCUCAGCUCAUUGCCAUCGUGAGGCAGCACAUCCGCAAUUACCUGGACGACAUCUUUGCUCUUAUAAAGGAGUUCUGGAUAGUGAACAGUCCGAUCCAGUCGACGAUCAUCAUGCUGGUGGAGCAGAUCGUCAUGUCGCUGGGGCCGGACUUCAAGAUGUACCUGCCCAAGUUGGUGCCCCACGCCCUCAAGGUGUUCAUGCACGACAUGAGCGCAGACCGUGCCGUCACCGCCAAGCUGCUGAUGGCGCUGCAGAAGUUUGGCUGCAACUUGGAUGACUACCUGCAUCUCAUCCUCCCUCCCAUCAUCAAGCUGUUUGACUCUGCCGACAUACCCAUGAACGUCAGGAUCACUGCCCUGGAGACCAUCGACGUCCUCUCGGAGUCUUUGGACUUCUCCGAAUUUGCGGCCCGCAUCAUCCACCCCCUCGUCCGAACCCUGGACACUACUCCGGAGCUGCGCUCGCAAGCCAUGAACACCUUGUGUGCAAUGGUGGUCCAGCUGGGCAAAAAGUACAAGAUCUUCGUUCCCCUGGUGUCCAAGGUGGUGGAGACGCACAAGAUCACCCACGACCGCUACAACGCCCUGGUCACCAGGAUUGUCAGGAGCACGGCACUGGUGGAAGACGACGGCGAGGCGUUCAGUCUGGAGAAGCGUCUCACCAGGGGCCGCCAGCAGUCAGAGGACCCUCCGAUGCCAAACGUGGACGUGACCAUGGUCAAGAAGCAGAAAGUCUGCUCGGCCAGCCUGGAAAGGCUGUGGACGCCGUGCAAGCGUGUCUCGAAGGACGACUGGCUGGAGUGGCUGCGGAGGCUGAGCAUUGAGCUGCUCAAGGCGUCCCCGUCCCCGGCACUGCGCUCCUGUUGGUCCCUGGCACACAGCUACAACCAGCUCCCCAAGGACCUGUUCAAUGCAGCCUUCCUGUCCUGUUGGGUGUACCUGGCGGACAAUGACCAGAAGGAGAUAAUUGAGAACUUCCAGAAGGCGCUCGUGGACCAGGACAUUCCCGAAAUCACCCAGACGCUCCUCAACCUCGCCGAGUUCAUGGAGCACUGCGAGAAGGGGCCCCUGCCUCUGAAUCAGAAGCUCCUAGGUGAACGAGCCAUGAAGUGCAGGGCCUAUGCUAAGGCCCUCCACUACAAGGAGGACGAGUUCCACAACGGUCCGACCACAGAAGUGCUCGAAGCUCUCAUCAGCAUCAACAACAAGCUUCAGCAGCCCGAGGCGGCCGCAGGAGUUCUGGACUAUGCCACCAAGUGCCACGCAACUGACCUGAAAGUGAAAGAGCGCUGGUACGAGAAGCUGCACGACUGGGACAACGCCCUGCGGGCGUACGGGCAGGCACGGGAGCAGAGGCCGGGCGACGUCGAGCUCAUCCUCGGCCAGAUGCGGUGCCUCGAGGUGCUCGGAGAAUGGGAAUCACUAUACGAACUGGCGAGUGACAACUGGAGUGAGAAUUCGGACGUCAACCAGCAGAAGAUGGCGAGAAUGGCUUCAGCAGCUGCUUGGGGCCUCGAGAAGUGGGAGACGAUGGAGGAGUAUGUCACGGUAAUCCCUCGGGAGACGACGGACAGUGCUUUCCACCAGGCUGUGCUUGCGGUGCAUAAAGAGAACUUCCAAGUGGCACAGCAGUUCAUUGACAAGGCUAGAGAUCUGAUCGACACAGACCUCACUGCCAUGGUGGGGGAGAGUUAUAGCCGUGCCUAUGGUGCCAUGGUGCAAGUCCAGAUGCUGGCCGAACUGGAGGAAGUGAUUCAGUACAAGCUUGUUCCCGAACGCAGGGAAGCAAUCAAGCAGAAGUGGUGGGACAGACUCCAGGGCUGCCAGAGGAUAGUGGAGGACUGGCAGAGGAUCCUGCAGCUCCACUCUCUUGUGGUGAAGCCCAAGGAGGACAUGCGUACCUGGCUCAAGUUCAGCAGCCUCUGCAGACGCUCUGGACGCCUGGCUCAGUCCCAUAGGACGCUGGUGACACUGCUGGGAUCGGACCCGUCGUCGAACCCCAACCAGCCCCUGCCCACGACGUACCCUGCAGUCACGUUUGCCUACAUAAAACACAUGUGGAAAAGCAACCAGAAGGAGAAUGCACUGAGACAGCUGCACCACUUUGUGCAAACGACGUUUCCCGCUACUGCCAACCUGAACCACGUGAGCGUCCCCAUUCCGGACGAGAGCCCGCAAAGGACAGAGCACCAAAAGCUGCUGGCGAGGUGCUACCUGAAGCUGGGCCAGUGGGAGGAGUGUGUGCAAGGCAUCAACGAAAACUCCAUUCCCAUGAUCCUUCAUUACUACCACUUGGCUACUGAGCACGACAACAACUGGUACAAGGCGUGGCACGCGUGGGCCUACAUGAACUUCGAGGCCGUGCUGUUCUUCAAGCACCAGGCCCAGCAGUGUGGCAAUGCCAGCGGGCCACUGCAGGCGCAGCAGGGGCAGCAGCAUGGGAGCGGGGAGAUGGCCAGCUACAUGGGGGAGUCGCAGCGCACGGGCCUGACGGCGCAGCACAUCAAGGAGUACACGGUGCCCGCCGUACAGGGUUUCUUUCGCUCCAUUGCUCUAUCUCACGGCAGCACUCUUCAAGACACACUGAGGCUGCUGACCCUGUGGUUUGACUACGGCCACUGGCCGGAGGUGAACGGGGCCCUGGCGGAGCGGGUGAACCGGGCCCCCAUGGAGACCUGGCUGCAGGUGAUCCCCCAGCUCAUUGCACGACUGGACACCCCCCGCGCCCUGGUGGCCAGCCUCGUCCACGAGCUGCUCGGGGAGGUUGGCCGCAAGCACCCCCAGGCCCUCAUCUACCCCCUCACGGUUGCGUCCAAGUCGGCUCUGCCGGCUCGCACCCGAGCAGCCCUGCGAGCGCUUGGCGUCAUGCGGGAGCACAGCGCCAGGCUCGUCAACCAGGCCGUCACGGUGAGCGAGGAACUGAUCCGGGUGGCCAUCCUGUGGCACGAGCUGUGGCACGAGGGCCUGGAGGAGGCCUCCCGGCUCUACUUUGGGGAGCGCAACGUCAAGGGCAUGUUCGCCACCCUGGAGCCCCUGCACGCCAUGAUGGAGAGGGGACCCCAGACCCUCAGGGAGACCUCCUUCAACCAGGCCUAUGGCAGAGAUCUGGCCGAAGCACUCGAGUGGUGCAAGAAGUAUCAGCGCUCCCUCAACGUCAAGGACCUGACUCAAGCUUGGGACCUGUACUACCACGUCUUCCGGCGGAUUUCUAAACAGCUUCCACAGCUGACGUCUCUGGAGCUGCAGUAUGUCUCUCCGAAACUGCUCAAGUGCCAGGACUUUGAACUUGCGGUGCCGGGAAGCUACAACCCGAACCAACCGGUCAUCCGCAUCGCGCGCAUCGAGAGCUCCCUGCAGGUCAUCACGAGCAAGCAGAGGCCACGCAAGCUCUGCAUCAAAGGCAGCAACGGAAAGGACUACAUGUUCCUGCUGAAAGGGCACGAGGACCUGAGGCAGGACGAGCGGGUCAUGCAGCUCUUCGGUCUGGUGAACACGCUGCUGGUGAACGAUCCCGAGACGUCGAGGAGGAAUCUGACGAUCCAGCGGUAUUCGGUGAUCCCCCUGUCGACCAACAGCGGCCUCAUCGGGUGGGUGCCCCACUGCGACACUCUCCACACGCUCAUCCGCGACUACCGGGACAAGAAGAAGAUCCUGCUCAACAUCGAGCACAGGAUCAUGCUCCGGAUGGCUCCCGACUACGAUCACCUGACCCUGAUGCAGAAGGUGGAGGUGUUUGAGCAUGCGCUCGAGCACACCAAUGGGGACGACCUGGCAAAGCUGCUCUGGCUCAAAAGCCCCAGCUCGGAGGUCUGGUUUGAUCGGCGAACUAACUACACCAGAUCCCUCGCUGUGAUGUCCAUGGUCGGCUACGUCCUUGGACUAGGGGACAGGCACCCCUCAAACCUGAUGCUGGACCGGCUGAGCGGCAAGAUCCUGCACAUUGACUUCGGCGACUGCUUCGAAGUCGCCAUGACUAGGGAAAAGUUUCCGGAAAAGAUUCCGUUCCGACUCACCCGCAUGCUCAUCAACGCUAUGGAGGUGACAGGCAUUGAGGGCACGUACCGGAUGACCUGCGAGAAGGUGAUGAAGGUGCUACGAGGCAACAAGGAUAGCCUCAUGGCCGUCUUGGAGGCCUUUGUCUACGACCCCCUUCUCAAUUGGAGGCUCAUGGAUGCUCAACCCAAGGUGAAGCAUUCAAAGACAAGAAGUGGGUCUGCUCCCUGUAGUCAAGACCAAGGAGACAUUUUGGAGACUGUGGACAUUGGCUCGCAGCCAACCGCCAAGAAGGCAGUGGACACAUCCGGAGUUGGAGAUGGAGAGGCGGCCCAGCCCGAAGCGCUGAACAAGAAGGCUCUUGCCAUCAUCAACAGGGUCCGUGACAAGCUCACGGGGCGGGACUUUGCGCCCGACGAGACCUUGGACGUUCCGGAGCAGGUGGAGCUCCUGAUCAAGCAGGCCACGUCGCACGAGAAUCUAUGCCAGUGCUACAUAGGAUGGUGCCCAUUUUGGUGAGAGCUGCCGAAGGGGCCGCUGUCCUACAAGUGUUCCUGGAGUGCUGAAGAAGCUCGAGUUUGCACCAGA
Molecule: messenger RNA, 7759 nt
Organism: Ixodes scapularis (black-legged tick)
Lineage: Eukaryota; Metazoa; Arthropoda; Arachnida; Ixodida; Ixodidae
Gene: Tor
Product: serine/threonine-protein kinase mTOR
Exons: 54
Coding region: 20-7690 (2556 amino acids)
Biological process (GO): negative regulation of macroautophagy; TOR signaling; protein phosphorylation
Cellular component (GO): TORC1 complex; nucleus; TORC2 complex
Molecular function (GO): protein binding; protein serine/threonine kinase activity; protein-containing complex binding
Source: RefSeq, a predicted model, not a curated record